AUGGCGGUGGAAGCGGUUCUUGAUGCGGCAGGGACGACGCGGUGGUGGCUGCAACGGAUCACGUCGCCACGACGAGAAGCAGCAGCGGCGCGGCGGCAGAGGAGGAGGAGGGUGUCAAUUCGGUGGUGCAGCAGCAGGAGCAUGGCCAAGGGUUGGCGAAGCGGAAGCGCUCCAGGCGCCGCCGCGACCGCGAGCAGCUGCGGCCCCGCAAGGAGCCCACCCAGGAGGAGUGAGUACCUGGCGCUCUGCCUCGUCAUGCUGGCCACUGCCCGCCGCGACAUCCCAGCCCCUGUCCCCGCGCCGCCGGCGCAGGGGCAGCAGGACCACGGCUGCUCCGUCUGCGGCAAGGCGUUCCCGUCGUACCAAGCGCUCGGCGGGCACAAGGCCAGCCACCGCACCAAGCCAUCGCCGCCGGCGCCGGCAAUGGAAGUAGUAGGGGAUCAUCACGAGGAACAGAAGCCGGUGCUGCCGUCCUCCUCGUCCGCUGGCUCUUCCGCCGACGGCGACAACAACAAACCCGCGGCGCACGAGUGCAACGUGUGCGGGAAGGCGUUCCCGACGGAGCAGGCGCUGGGCGGCCACAAGCGCUGCCUCUACGACGGCACCAUCGGCAGCGCGCGCGUCCUCCUCCUCCGCGGCCACCAGCAGCCGCGCCACGCCACCGCCGUCGGUCGCCUUCGACCUGAACCUGCCGGCGCUGCCGGACAUGAUGGUCCCCGAGCGGUGCUCCGCGGCGGAGGACGACGAGGUGCUCAGCCCGCUCGCCUUCAAGAAGCCUCGCUUCAUGAUCCCGGCUUAAUCCUUAAGCUCGUCGAUCAGAUCAACAGUAAAUCUGUUCAUUAA
Messenger RNA from Miscanthus lutarioriparius, 843 nucleotides. NCBI's taxonomy places the organism in Eukaryota, Viridiplantae, Streptophyta, Magnoliopsida, Poales, Poaceae. The record is from the annotation of a GenBank genome assembly.